ACUCAGGUGUUGCGGGCCGUGCGCAUUACACCUGCUUUUGCCAGGCUGCACCAACAAACCUUGGAUUACCUGCGCAGGUACUCUCAACUAAAUUUUGUCUUAAGCCUGUCCCAACUUGUUCGAGGAAAAAUAACAAGCCAUGAACUUUUCGACUUACUAUAUCAUUAACGAAGACAGUUAGUCUGUUUGUCCCUGCAACACCUGCGACGAAGUGAAAGUAAACGGCUAUCUGCUUUCCAAAAAUGGCUCGUCGUUAUUUCCUGAUCUAUUUCAUAUUUCCAUCGUGUCUGGUUGCUGGACAGUCUCCAAAAUAUGCACUCAAGGGGCAGGAGUUCUUCUUAAAGCCAGACGUCGCUGGACACCCUGAUGGAAUUCUGUGGAAACAUAAUGGCAACAAAGUGGUGGAGUUUAAUGGCAAUGAGCAACAUGUGUACAACCCAUAUGAAAACAGGAUCACUCUUGAUUGGAUCUCUGCAGAACUCAGUAUCACUGAACUCAGAUUUGAAGACAGCGGAGACUAUGAAUUGGAAAUAGAAGUAAACAAAGAAGUGUAUCGUUCAAUUUAUAAAUUGGAGGUCAUAGACAAGGUUGCCAAGCCCACCAUAUCCUGCAAGAUGAGCAGUGGCAGCAGCUCUAACAGUUCUGGACAGUUGGUGUGCUCGGCAGAGCCCAGACAACCUCAGUCUUUAAUGAAGUUUGAGUGGAGAACACAUGGAGGAGUGCAGCCUGGCCCAGAGCUUACAAUAUCUCUGGGGGAGGAACACGAUGAUGAUGUACAUAGUUGCAGUGUGAGCAACCCUCUAAGUAAUGAAACAGCUACAUUCACUACAAAGGAUUGCUACCCAGACCAAAGUUCAUCUGUAGCAGUGAUUGCCAGCAUCAUCAUCAUCUUUGUAAUUGUGCUAAUCAUCAUGGUUUUGGGCAUAGUGUUCUGCAAAGUACGCCAUAAAGCGUGUUUUGCAAAAGCUGAUUUGGAAAAACAGUCCCCACCUUGUAAAACAGACGGUUCAGAUAAGAAGAAAGCUCAGGGUGAUGAAAAAAAGUCUCUUCUUGAUAGAACACCCACAAUUCCCUCUCAGCAGCCACUUCGCAAUUUGGCCCAAGCAGGGAUCGUCCAAGAGAGAAGAAAGAUGUUUGAGCAAAACAAUGAUGGACAGACAGGUUUAAAGAAGAACAAAGACCAACAUAAGAAAACUGGGUCUCCUCCUUUCCCUCCACGUAGUGAGUUCCCUUCUCCUCUGCAUCCGAAUAAUCUUGUUUGCAGCGACAAAGAUGAUGCAAAGUCAGACCAGCUCAGAGACCGUGCAGAGGAUAAAGUCCCACCACGCAACUCCUCAGACUCUGAGACGGAAAAUGAACCAGACCCAGCUGGUGUGUCGUACGACUUCGGUGUAGAAUUCUCCAUUGCUCUUGAACAGCCAGAGCCAGAGAAAGAGGCAGAUGAGGAUGAGGAAGAACAGUCUGCUCCUGCCAGUGCUGAAACUACUUCUGCCGCUCAGCCACAUUCCCCUUCGACUGAAAGCUGUCUAAAUAUGGCACCGAAGGACGCUGCUGGUGAACACAAAGAAGACGGCAACUCAGAUCAGGUCACUGGAGAAAUUGCAGAUGAAAAUGGGGGAGAAUCUGACUCAUCAGACGAAGAGGAAAGAAAUGAAUCAGACGACUGUAUCGAGGACAAACAGCUGUCCACCGUUCCUGAACAAAAAGGUUCAGAAACAUUAUUACAUGAGCAUGAUUCAGACUUAUCACAGGAUGAAACACAGACAAGAGAAAGCAACCAGCAAGAAAAAACCAAACCAGUUUCUGAAGAUGAAAGGAAUAGUUUAGGUGACCGUGAAGAUACAGAUAAAAACCUGGAUCUGUAUUUAGCCACCUCCCAGCCACCUCAGAGCCCCACACCAACAAAAGCAGACAACAUAACCGAUACCUUUCAAAAGUCAACAGACACUGCACAUGCAGACCCAGAUCGAGAAGAACAGGACAAGAUCAGCCAUGACUCAGAUGAGGGUCAGUCAGAUAAAGGCAAGGAUGAAACUGUUGAAGAUAAAAACGAAGUCAAGUGUGACCUAAAAGAAGAAAAGCAGGGCAAUGAGAGCCGUAGUCAGGAUGAAGGAGGACAAAAGAAAGAUGAAGCUGUUGGCCUUUAAAAAGGAAGCAGAUAGUGAAAGUGAAGCUGUAAAUACAACAAGCACAAAGCAAAGGGAAUAAGAUCAACAAAGACAAAGGUAAAGUUAAAUGAUUGGAGGAAUUUUAAGACUAUCCAAAUGCAGACACAUAGUUGCUGUGGGAUUGUAGUAAAAGUGGAAAGAUGGACAUACAGUAGGAAAUUAGCAGACAAUGACAGUUUUGAAGUUAAAAGCAGAUGAGUGGUUAAUCUCGCUCUGUUGCCUGUUUCUAUUCUUUUUUUAAAUAAAAGGCCUCAUAAAACCAGUAAUACCAGUACCUUUCUCUUAAGAUUUCCCUGACCCUCUUAAUAUUAUUCAUGUAAUGUGUUGGAUCAACAUCUGCAUUGUACAUUUCAAUUUGUUUUUAAUUGUUAGUCUUUUUAAGUGAUACAAAAAACGUGUCAACUAAUGAAAAUACAUGUAUAUAUUUUUUUUAUGUUAUGAAUCAAGCCAUUAUAAAUAAGAAGUUAUAUGUUUAACUCUUAUCAAUUUAACAGCACUAAUCCUAUAGAUGUCAUACUGUGAUCUUACUCGUAAGAAAGACUUUCUGGUGAAAUAGAAAUAUUGUAUGCUUAGUUGGACAUCCAGUGCCUGUGAAGAGGUUAAAACAACCGAUCUUUGCCCUUUUAGGAAUCGAAACGCCUUAUUGCAUGUGUUGUAGGAGAGUAAAAUCCUUACAAACAUUAAAUGAUCCAUCUGGAUUCAUAACUAAAAAAUGUAUGUGUUUCUGUAAGCAUAGGACAAAAUUAAAGUAACCCACUUUUAAAAAUC
Molecule: messenger RNA, 2936 nt
Organism: Perca flavescens (yellow perch)
Lineage: Eukaryota; Metazoa; Chordata; Actinopteri; Perciformes; Percidae
Exons: 9
Coding region: 243-2147 (634 amino acids)
Cellular component (GO): membrane
Source: RefSeq, a predicted model, not a curated record